Messenger RNA from Protopolystoma xenopodis, 237 nucleotides. Lineage: Eukaryota; Metazoa; Platyhelminthes; Monogenea; Polystomatidea; Polystomatidae. The record is from the annotation of a GenBank genome assembly.
AUGAAUGAGAGGAAUGCGACUAAUGCCUACCAGCUUCCUGGAAUAUGCAUUGUGCGCUCCUCGGGACCUCUAUUCUAUGCCAAUGCAAACAGCUUCUACGAUGGUGUGCUCUCUUUGGCCAGCCAGCAUUGCACCUUCUUAACGCCCGUUUCUUCCAACGACUUGCCCAAAGACAAGCCAGUUUCUACGCCCCUACCCGAGGCGCAAGGCGAGGAGCAAUUUAGUCCUGACGGCCCC